CAUGUUGUCUUGAGUAGAUCACUUCUAUUUUUCCUUCAAAGGCUGAAAAUAACUGCCUAACAUACUAUGUUUAGUAGGUCCUAAAUACUUUUUGUUGUUUAAUGAAUUUACAGGUAAUAAAGAGAAAGCACAGUGUUUCUUGAAUGGAUGUCAGGGAAUUUCUAAUUUUUUUCUUUUUUGAUAGAAAAAAGUAAUCAAAACAUAAACAUCUGAUUGGAGUCUUUCAGUUAGCUUACCUACCUUCAGAAAUAAGCCUAGAGAAAGAGAGCUUCAUCUGGUAGUUUAACAGAAAUGAAUUGUAAAUGACUCUUAAGAAGAAUUGACAAUUUUUCGGAAUGUUGUACUAGAUGUUUUAGAUUCUUUUUGCCACAUAAACUCCACUUCAGAGAAAUGGGGUUCUACAUAGUACUCUUGUAUCGCCCCUGUAAUACCUUUACACCUCAAAAUACCAGUUGCAGAAAAAUAGAAUGUGUUGCUGAUGCCUAUAAAUGGGAAAAUCCUGACAUCUGUCUUCAUCCUCCAGUUAAUCUUCAUGUAGUUUUUAAAAAAAUUAAUUCAACACACAUGUAAUUUACUUCCUUUUCAGAAAAUUUGUUGCUAAUUUUUAUUUUAUAAUGAGCCUCUUGGGAUGUUGCUAAUUCUAAAAAUAUGUAAUACCCGCGGUUUCCCACCAUCUUCUGCAGUUUCUUUUUCUAUUAUUUUUUUGGCUACAGUUUUCUUUUUCCCCUAAGCUGUCUAAAAUAAGCUAAGAAAUGUUUAAAUGUAGUUGACAAGAAACACAGUCAGUAAUUUAUCAUGCUAAAAUUUCAACAUACAAGGUGCAAUGAAAUCUGUUUUAGGGAUAGUACACUUUUGAAGGGGGCUAAAGCAGGGACAGCAAAUAAAUUUCGUUUGGGGUACCAAAUCUGAUUGUUUAGUGGUGGCUGCCUAGAGUGCUGUGUUUAGAAAACUGGGAGUCCUUGUUCAAACUUAGCAGGAAAGAGUACUGUGAUUAGCAAUUUCUGCUGUUGGUGAGCGGUGGACUUUUGGCAUGGAUGCCAAAUACAUUCAGUGUUUAUUGAUGCCGUUUACAUGUCACAGGUCUAGAUGCUGAUACCUCAUAGACUAAAAUCUCUGCUUUCAUGGUGUUUACAUUCUAGUAAUAAGACACAAACCAUAAAAUAAAUAAAAUACAUUGCGUUUUAAGAAAAAUGGCUGGGCGCAGUUGCUGACACCUGUAAUCCUAGCACCUUGAGAGGCUGAGGUGGGAAGAUCCCUCUUGUCCAGGAGUUCAAGACCAGCCUGGGCAACGUGGUGAGACCUUGUCUCUACAAAGAAGUUUCUUAAAAAAUUAACUGGACGUGGUCCCAACUACUCGGGAAGCUGAGGUGGGAAGAUCACUUAAGCCUGGGAGAUUGAGGCUGCAGUGAACCAUGAUUGCACCACUGCACUCCAGCCUGGGCAACAGAGCGAGACCCUGCCUCAAAACAAUAGAAGUUAAAAAAUAAAUAAAAGAAAAAUGACCUGAUUUAUUCAAAAAAUUAAUAGCAAGAAAUAGGGAGGGAGAACUAUAAGAUUAAAAGAGACUUAAGAGGCUUUUCCACCAAAUGCAAUGUAUGAAGCUUAGUUCUAUCCUGCUUUGAGCAAACUAACUGUAAAAAGACAUUUAUUCAAAAUUGGGGAAAUUUAGACUCUGGAUAUUUAAUGAAAAGGAUUUGUCCAUUUUUUCAGGUGUGAGAAUGUACUUUUUAAGUGUUCUUUUAGAGAUGUAUAAUGAAGUGUUUACAACUUAAAAUGUGAUGUGUGGGUUUUUACUUCAAAAUAUUGAAAGGGAGAGGAACAUAGAUGAAACAAGAUUGGCCAUAUAUUGAAAAUUGCUGAAGGUAGAUGCUAUAUGGAUACAUGAGGUUUCUUACUUCCUCUUUAUUUUUGUGUAUGUUUGAAAUUUCCCCUAAUAAACAGUUUUACACACAAACAGGAAAAUAAAGCAGGGAAGGGGAAGGGAGAAUAAAUGGGAUAUGUGUAUGAGGUUCGGAGGAGGAUGCAGUUUUUUGCUUUUUGUUUCUUGUUUUUUGUUUUUGAGAUGGAGUUCUGCUCUCAUCACCCAGGCUGGAGUGCAGUGGGGCGAUCUCAGGUCACUGCAAAUUCUGUUUCCUGGGUUCAAGUGGUUCUCCUACCUCAGCCUCCUGAGUAGCUGGGAUUACAGGCACACGCCACCACGCCCAGUAGAGUUUUGUAUUUUUAGUAGAGACAGGGUUUCACCAUGUUGGCCGGACCGGUCUGAAACUCCUGACCUCAGGUGAUCACCUACCUCCGCCUCCCAAAGUGCUGGGAUUACAGGUGGGAGCCACCACACCUGGCCAAGAUGCAGUUUUAAAGGGUAGUGAGAAAAGACUUCAUUGAGAAGAUGAUAAAUAGUUAAAGUGAGUAAUGACCUGAAGGAGGUAGCACAGCAAGCCUUGCAGGUCUCCUUGGAGCAAGACAUUAUACACAGAGGGAAUAGUAAGUGCAGUGGCCCUGAGAUGGGAGCGUGCCUACAACUGCAAGAAACUACAAGAAGACAAGGGUGUGAGCCAGGCAUAGUGGCUUGCACCUGUAGUGCCAGCUACUCAAGAAGCUGAGGUGGGAGGAUCAUUUGAGCCCAGGAGUUCCAGACCAGUCUGAGCAGCAUAACCAGAUCCUGUCUAAAAAAAACAAAACAAAACAAAAAAAACUAGCGUAACUAGAUCAGGGUGAGCGUGAGUACAUAAAAUCAGCAUCAGCAUGGGAAAGGAAGGUUAGAGAAGACUAAAUUGUGUAGGGCUGGUUAUCCAUCUUUAAAGGAAAAAUAUUUUAUACACUUAUCUAAAAUAAGUCUUAUACUUUAGAGUAGUCACCAUGGAAGCUAUACACUUAACAAUACUAGCAUUACUCAAUAUUUUUAGAAAAAAAAAUUUUUUUUGUCGUCUAAGCCAGUUUAAGAGCCACACGUGAAAAUAGCUCAUUACUUUGUAUUUGCUCCUUGUUUUUAAGGAAAAAAGGGGUGAUUGGCCACGUGAUAUUUCAUGUUAUUUAUCAGAUAUGACUCACAGAGGAUCUUGACAGAAAGAAAAUGGGAAGUAACUUGAGGCUAUUUCUAAAAAUCAGAUCCAGUCUGAGAAGGCAGUUAUUGUUUGUAAAAGUCAGAUCCACCCAUAGACUAAAAAGGAAUUUUAAUAAUGUUGUGGAUAAUUGUAGCAUCAUUUGGAAUAAGGGUAUAUAACCUCUGAGAGUGACUAGUAUGGAAGGCACCAUACUAAUUUGGAUAUUUUAAGGUCUCACAAAAUGCGCACACACACACACACAUACAAGAUCAUAUACAAUUCUUAAUACUAAGUAUCAAAACAGUAAUUUCAGGUAAAUUUCAUUUAUAUUCUGCAUUCAAGACUAAAGGGAUGGUAUUUAAAACACAGUGAAAUUGUUUAAGUCUUGUCGCUAUGGCAUACACUUGGGGAAGGAACUAAAAGACUAACACAUGUUAGUGUUAAGAGAUGAAUCUGGUUCUUAAGUCUUCUUAUAUUCAUGCUUCAUUUCUCAGAUUAGUAGUUGUUUUGAGAACAUUCUGAUUUACCAUAAGAACUGUUUUUAUUAAAAAAGGCAUAGGAAAAAUUGGAUCUCAUCUAAAUGUUUAAAUGCCCCCAAAAACCUCAAUAAAUAUGGAUUGUAAAAAUCUACUCUCAGGACAAUAUACAUGUAGGAUUACUAAUUUUGAACAAUUACUAUACUAGUUCAUUCUUUAGAGGUACAGUUUUUCCAACCUGAGAAACUAAACAUUUCAGUGAUUUUUACUCUCCUGAUAAUAUUGAGUAAAGAAAGCCAUUCUUUUUCUUGUUAUUUAUGUCCAAUGGUGGGGGAGCACAACGUUUUCAUUUGUUUUGUUUUGUUUUUGAGACAGAGCCUUGCUCUGUCACCAGGUUGGAGUGCAGUGGCACAAUCUCGGCUCACUGCAACCUCCACCUCCUGAGUUCAAGUGAUUCCCCUGCCUCAGCCUCCCAAGUAGCUGGGAUUAUAGGCGCACACCACUACGCCCAGCUAAAUGUUUGUAUUUUAGUAGAGACAGGGUUUCACCAUGUUGGCAAGGAUGGGCUUGAUCUCCUGACCUCGUGAUCCACUGCCUCAGCCUCCCAGAGUGCUGGAAUUACAGGCGUGAGCCGCCGCGCCCAGCCUCAUUUGUAUUUUUAACCAAUCAUUUAAAAUGUAAUGCCAUGAAGUAGAACUUAUGAACUUUUAUUAUGUAGUUAAUUACAUAGUGACCACUAAGAAUAUAAGUAUAUAACUGUGUAAGGAAUACUUUAACAAAGCUUCCUAUUUUAAACAUUUUUCAGUAAAUUGUUAGGAAUCUAGUUCUUUAAUUCACUCAGAGUUUUUGUCCCUUUAGUGUGUGUAGAUGUAUGUAUGCAUGUGUAUGUAUAGAUAGCCAGACUCUCUUACCAUAUACUGCACAUACUAUCAGGGCUGAGCUGCUAGACUAGAUUAUUUAACGUAUUUUAAACACUAGUUUGUUAACAUGGAACAACUGAGCCCAUAUUUAAUUCCUGGGCUUUCCAUUAACUCUGAAAGUCUUUUAAAACCUUUGAUUCAUCUAAAAAAAAAAAGUGGCAGUGGUUUUUCAUAAAGAUCUUUGAACUUCUAUGAUGAUGACCAUACUGAAGUGUAACUUAUUUUAGAAAGCUUUCAUUCAGGCUGUUGAUUUGCUGGUAAGAUCAUGAAUCUGUUUUUCAUUUCCAUUUUUGUGGAAUAAAUGAAUAACUUCUGACGGAAGAGAAAGAGAGGGAAGGCAGCAAGAGAAGGAAGGAAAGGAAGAAAUUGGAUCUCACAAAAUAGUAAAUAUAAGUAUGGAUAAUUCUCUGAACUUGGAUGUGCUUAAGUGUCUAUGACCUAAUGAGCUAAGGCUCAGAUGUGUAAAUUAAGUAGAGAAUAGAAGUAAUAAUACACCUUGCAUUUGAAGAGAAGUUAUUGCUUUGCAAAAGUGCAUCUUACAUUUCAUGUUGACUUAAACCUUAUGACCAUGAUAAAAUCUAUACUUAAUUUUGGAAAUAAUAAUGAGUAACAAUAAUUGAGAGAUUAUUUGAAAAUUCAAUCUAUUAAGCUUUGUAGAUUUUUACAGCAACAGGUUCAAGGUUAUUCUUCUCAGCUUGUGCAUUGCAAGAUACUUGUAAUUUCCUGCCUGUCUCACUUUCAUCUAUUCAUUACUCUGCCAAUAGCUCUCUUUAUCAUCCUUUGCCAGCUUUAGUCAUGCCUAUUGCUCUUCAACAGCGUUUUCUAUGUUUGUCUGCCAUUUUUAUACUUAUAAAGUAGACUUGGAAUGAAUUAAGGUUAUAAAGUAGUAACCUGUGGAUGGCAAGUACAAUACUUUUCCUAUUUGUGCCAUACUUAAUCUUUUUAAACUUUCCUUGCCUAUUUCUGGUGUGUGCCUUGGUGGAGAUCUCUCAUCAGACACUAAGAGAUAACUACAUGACCUGUAGGAUGCAAUACUUUUUUAACUCAAUAAUGUAGGAAACAGUAGGAAACAGUUUGAGUUUAAACUCAAACUCAUUGAGUUAAUCCUGCAUCCAUCCAGAACCUACAUACCUAAACUAGCAAAGUUUGAUAGUAAAAUUAACAGCCUAGUGGAAUUUCAAAAACUAUUUUCAGCUCUUGAUGUUUGUUGUCUUUUCUAAAAAUGUCAAACAAUUGGGGACCUCAUCAUUACUGUAAUACUAACCAUAUAUGACCUUAGGGGAAAACUGUACUUCUGUUGAGCAUCUCUUUGACAGUCAAGAGGAAAAGAUAAAAAGAUAAGUAAUGUGGUAAAGAAGGUUAUAACUUCUUCCUUCCACAAGAAUGAAUUAUGAAGUGACUGGCCCUGAUAUUUUUCUAGUAACUCAUUGUAGUGCUCAACAUAUCAUUUGGCUUAAUCUUUAGAAGGCACAGUUUAAUUUUAUUUUUUAACAAUAAGUGAAAACAAUUGAAAGUGCUUUGUUGGUUUUUCAAAACUUUAAUGUUGAAUUCCUGGUUCUUGGCAGAUACUAUCCGUAGUAUUUCAUGUUCCUCUGGGUUUAUUUCAGAUUUAAUGAACUGCAUGUACUGGAAGCACUAAAAGCUGAUUGGCUUUAAUUUAGACUACAGUUAGCAUGAUGGAUUUUUCUUUGAAUUGUUCUCACUGUCAUUCUUUAAAUUUACCAUCAAAGGAUCAAAACAUCCAAAUUACAAAACUAAGUUUAUCAUUCAUGAGAAAAUGUGUUAAAUACGUAUCUUUUGUAAAGUAGCGGCUGCUUCUAAUUAGAAACCGGUCCUAUAGACAUACCUUAUGUAUCAAAAAGCUUUUUAAAUAUACUUACUGCUUUACUGUUACUUUCAUUUAAAAUAGGAUGAUUCAGUUUCUGAACUAGCCCUGUCUGUUCUCCAAAGGAACUAGGAUGAAUUUUGAGGAGGGGCUCUUAAACUUUGAGCAGAUCUGUAACUUCAUUGAGAGCAGACAUUUUUAAAAAUUCAUCACUGACAUUUAUUCAACAAAAAGAAGAUCAGAUUUUGCUAAAGCCUUUUGGUUGUGUCUCUUUUAGAAAUAACGUGUUGAUUUAGUUGCAUAUAGUUCAGCUCUUAAGGACCAGUCUUUAAGGCUUUAGCCAGAAUUUGUCUCCUAAAGCUGACUUUAAAAUGGCUUCCAAAAGGAUUUGCUGAGUUUCAGAACUGAGUAGGCUGCUAAUGAUUCAGUAGGCCCCCUCAUUUUCCUCCUACUCCUUAAAUUGAAGGCUCCUUCAUACCAUCUAGGUACCCUGAGUCAUCAUGGAUAAACUCUAAAGAAGAAUUGUCAUAUGGAAAAACUCUACAUGAAGUAAGAAUGUCAGAAAGCAGUCUGAGUCAGAGAUCAUUCAUUGCUCACAAUGAUAAAAUCUAUAGGUUGUGGGCUUCAUUUUAAAUCUUUUAACAUACUUCCAUGUAUGUCCUUAUUAUAGGAUUAUAAAUCCUAUAAUGCCCAUAAAACCAUCUGAGGUGUUUAUUCCCAGUUAAUUUCUAAUUGGUUUGGUUUUUAUUAUCUAUUACAUGAAAAGGAUUUUGUAUUUUUUAUUGAAUAAAUAGAGAGGAGAGGCAAUAUGAUACAGGAUAAAAACCACUAUAUCAGAAGUUAGGGGACCUGGAGUUCUGGUUUAUCUUCUCAAUAUGUGACCUUAUAUAUUUCAUUUAACCUCUUUGAGCUUGAGUUUCCUUAUCUUUACAAGGUCAGUAACUCCAUCACUCACACCCUCUUUGGAACCAACCCAUGGCAGAUACAGCUAGUAGCUGUAUCUGUAUCGGUAUCUGUAUCCCAAACCAGUUUCAGGUAACUUUUUUAUACAGCACUGUCAGAAACUAUAUAUAUAAUUGCCAUUCUGAUGAAAUCUCUUUGUCAUCUCAGCUAUAUUGGGUCUCUUCCAGCUCCAGGAUUCUAUGACUUUAAAUAAUUUGCCUAUAGAAAGUCUCUCUCUUCUAUCUAUACUGUCUCUUCACAUUGAGUGCUCAGGGUUGAAACUCACUGUAUGAGCUUAAGAAUUCUUUGUAGUCAGGGAUAGCAUGUUUAUGUUUCAUUUAGUGAUGUUAAAACAAAUGAUUGAAGAAAACUCAUGGGGGUACUUAAAAUUCCAAAUGAAAUGGUAACAAAUAACAAUGUUUAGUGCUAAUUUGAUGGAAACUCAUUUUAAGUUCUAAAUGUUUAUGGCACAGACCUCAGGUUAGUGAAAUUCGAAGUGAUGUAUUUGUCUGGAGGGCACAUGAUGAAGACAUAGGAAUUCUAGACCAAGAAAUAAAGAGGCCUGAGUUCUAGCUUUGCAAACUGUUUUUUUAACCUGGUUAGUGUCUUCAUCUAUUGUAAUGGUAUCAGACCAGUGUUUUUCAUUAAUGUAUUAUACAAAUUACCUAAGGAUCAUAUUAUAAUGCAUAUGCUAAUUCAGUAAGUAUGGCUGGGGCUUGAGAUUCUUCAUUUUUAGCAGGCUUCUGGGUGUGCUACUGCUAUAGGCCAUGGACCACACUUUACUUAUAAAAGUACUAUGCCAUUUCCAAGGCUCCUUCUGGUUUAAAGGGUCUUUAAACUAUAACUCCACUUCUUUUUCUCCAGCUCUUUCGUAUCACUAUUAAAUUUGUACUUUUUGAAACCACAUAUUCCUAGACUUAUUCCCUAUUUUCUCAGUCUGAGAGCUCCAUUAAUUUUGUUGUUUUUCCCUUUCCAGAAUGAACUUGACAUAGGUGGUCAUUCAAGUUAAAGCUAAGGUAGUAUAAUAGAGUCUUUAAUAAGAAGAAAACUUUAUUCAGAUGCCUCCCCCACUAAUUGGUAGCUCUUUUGCCUUGGACAGUUGACUCAGUUUACUUAAUCUCAAGGUUCUGAGAACAAGCCUCACCGGGACUUAUUAAAUCCCUUAUCCAAAAUGCUUGGGGCAAAAGGUGUUUUGGAUUUCAGAUUUUUUCAGAUCGUGGAAUAUUUGCAUUAUACUUGGAAGAGCAUUUCCUUUGAGAGUUGUGUUAGCACUUGAAAAGUUUCAGGUGUUGUAGCAUUUUGGAUUUCAGAUUUUCAGAUUAGGAAUGCUCAACCUGUAUCUUCCUGGUAAGGUUGUUGAAAGGAAUAGAGAUAAUAUAUAAAGUUCUCAGCACGAUGUCAAGCAUAAAGUAGGUACUCAAGAAUUGGAAGCUAUUUUUAUUAUUUCUACUGGCAUCCUGACUUGGUCUAGUGGAAAGAGAAAAAGGAGGGGGAAAGAUCUGUUGCCAAUUCAGUACCUUUCUCUGUGAGCCAAUUUAAAUUUUCAACUGCUUAUUAGACAUAUUAACUAAAAUUCUUCAAACUUACCAUAGUGAAAAAGACCUCUGUUUUCUUUCCAUAUCUGUUCUGCCUCCUACAAUACUGGUAGAGAUUACUGUUUCUGGCUGGGUGCAGUGGCUCAUGCCUGUAACCCCAGCACUUUGGGAGGCCAAGGUGGGUGGAUCAUUUGAGGUCAGGAGUUCGAGACCAGCCUGGCCAACAUGGUGAAACCCCAUCUCUACUAAAAAUACAAACAUUAAUUGGGCGUGGUGGUGUGUGCCUGUAAUCUGAGCUACUCCUGAGGCCGAGGCAGGAGAAUUGCUUGAACCUGGGAGGUGGAGGUUGCAGUGAGCCAAGAUGGCACCACUGCACUCUAGCCUGGGCAAUGGAGUGAGACUCCGUCUCAAUUUAAAAAAAAAAAAAAGAGAGAGAUUACUAUUUCACUCUCUACAUGCCGGUUAGGAUCCUGUCGUUUCUGCCUUUGUUUCUCGAGUACAGUUGGCCUUCUGUAUCCAUGGAAUCUGCAUCUGAGGAUUGAACCAAGCAUGGAUCAAAAAUAUUUGGAAAACAAAUAUAAUAAAAAAUAACAAUACAACAAUAAAUACAACUAAAAAGUACAGUAUAACAACUAUUUUCAUAGCACUUACAUUUUAUUAGGUAUUAUAAGUCAGAGGUCCCUACCCCCAGGGCAUUGACCUGAACCUAUGUGUGUAUAUAUAUAUGUGUGUAUAUAUAUAUAUGAAUUGCUAGAACUUUUUGACCCCUGAGAGCUUUAAGAAUAUAUCAAAAUUUAAAAUUUGGCACUACUUUAACAAAUUUAAUAUAAUAUCUUAUUAUUAAUUUUCCUAUUAGCUUUAGUAAUGAAAUUUGUUGAUAGCUAGUUUUUUAAUGUCUUAAGCAAACUGUGCUUUUGGACCAAGAAAUUCAUAAAGAACCAUGAAAACGAAGGUUCUCUCCUAGGUACUCAGGGCCUCAGGGAGAGAUAGGAGUAAAGGGUUAUGAAGGGCAGUAACAACAGAGUCUUUAUGUGUUGAUUUCUAGAACUGAUUUUAGUCUGAAAAUGAAAACCCAGUUCUUACCAAAAAGGAAAAUAAGUUACCCAUUGUGUUUUACUCUUCCUUUUUAACACCCAAAGUAUGAAAUGAAAUAAAAAAUAAUACAUUAUGGCUUCUAAUAUCAUUUAGAUAGAUUCUUCUAUUUCCUGUGUUAUAUUACUGUGUAUAUGAAUGAGCACAUCUGUUCCCAAAAGGCUUUAACAUUCUAUAGUCUCUAGGAAAUUUUAUUUUUUUCUUCAAAAUUUCUUGAAUAAAUUUUAUAGAAAUAUGUAUGCUUUUUUAUGCACCAAAUUAAAAUGAAGAUUUCGUAAGAUCUAAUUUAGCAAACUUUUUAAUGUCUUUCCCUUAUUUCUUCAAUAUUAAGUGCUGCAAAAUGAGCAAGACAGUUUCUCCCUUGGAGGAGUGUUCAGCUUUAAUAGAAGAUAGCACAGGGUCAUAUGUAACUAUAAUAUAAAACUGGAUAAGGCCCAUAAAAGAAUUGCAGAUAAACUAUGGGAGCUCAAAAAAGAUUAUACCCAGUUUAGGGAAUAAGGAAAAACUUUCAGACUGGGAAAAGAACAUCAAAUGGGCCUUGAAAUACUAUUAGAAUUUUUUACAAGUGAAUAGUGAUAACGUUAACAACACUUGUUUGCUGAGUAUUUAUUACAUAUUCAGUUUCAUUUUUUUCAAAAAUGUCUGAUAUAUGAACGUAGCAUAGUGGCAUAUGCCUGUAGUCCCAGCUACUCGAGUGGCUAAAAUGGGAGUAACCCAGGAGUUUCAGACUAGCCCGGGCAAUACAGCCAGACCUUAUCUCAAAAGAAAUUCUUUUUUUGAUAUAUGUGAUAUAGAGAGUAACAACCAUGUCACUUUAAAUUGGGGGGAAAAGUUGGGAAGAAUCUGGAAUUAUGGUGGAUUCAAAAGACACAUGAUUCAAAAUCUCAAAAUCAAAAGUCACAUAGCUUAUUGGGACACAUCAAAUGAGAAGCUUUCUACUGCAGCCACCACAAUAAUUUUUCGUAGUAUAUACUAGAGUUGAAAAUCAUUUCUAACAAAAAUUACAUUGUGUCUCUGGAGAGGUAAUCAGUGAUUUGCAUGAAAACUUAAUAGUACAUACAUUGCCUUAAAAAGUGCUACUUUAAUCUUCUAUCAUUUAAGAAAUUCCUGUGACUUUAUGUGGAUCAUCAAUACAAGCAAUUGUAGACUAUAUUCUAUUAUACAUAUUCUAGAAUCAGCAAUGUAUUUAUUUGUUUGGUGUUUACGUAAGUCUUAGUGUGUUUUAUAAAUAAUAGGAGGGUUUGUUUAAAGUGGGCUUUUGAAGAUACAGUGUGACUUUAAAAGAAUGGUCUUAGAAAACUUAUAAAUAGCCUAAAUAUGUACUGAAGAACAUUUCAUAAUCACAAAAAAAGAAAUAAUAUAUCUCAUGAAUUAUUAAGAAUUUGUUUUUUAAAUAAAGUCCUCUUUUUGAAAAGGUAUUAAGAAGAGGAAUUAGACAAAACUUGUUUGAAUAUGGUUGUAAUUGCAGUUUACUGAGUUAUAUAUAAAAAAGCCCAAUUAGUUUAAACAAAUACAGUAUCUGGGUUUAUGGUAUUCUGAGCCUCGUAUUUUUUCAUUGAAUGUCAGGGGUAUAUUAAAAUGCCUCCCUUUAUGUUUCUAUACAAAAGAUUGUUCUGACAGUAAGUUUAAGUGAUUUUCACAACUUAUUGCUGUCUAAAAAUUUCCCUUGACUUCACAUUUUGUUCUGAAUAUGUUGGUUUCUUUCCUCCACCCACACAAUGUUGAAGGCAAGGGAAGCAAGAGUUGCAAAGUAAUACAGUGAAUUUGAGAACCCUGGCUUUUUUUCAAAACAAAAUAAACCUUUAUUAUAAGAUUGCUUUUUAUUGAUACCAAAAAAGGGUGGCACUUUGGCAAAUGGUCAGUAAGUGUAUGAAUAGCCUAAUUGAUUUAGCUGGAAUGAAUAAGAAGCUUUGCUAUUUGUCCUUGUAGAUAGUUGGCUCAGUAAACAUUGUGAUGGUGAUAGACCAAAUUUUCCAUGGUGAAAGGUAAAACAGAACAGCAACAAAAAACUCAUCAAACUUAUAGAUCCAAAUAUCAGCAAUUUUGUGUCUGUGUCAAGGUCUUCAAAGAAGGAGCAAUGUGUUAAUUAGGAUCUCAUUUGAAUUUCUAUAGUGAAAAAAUAAUCAUUUUAACUUACAUAAAACCCAAGAGUUUGACAAAUGUUACUAUGUGAAAAUAUUAAUAGAGGAGAUCCUUGCUGAGAAUUUAAAUCUGCAUGAAAUUCAUAGAUGUGUGUAGAAAUUUAAAUUUAUCAUACACUCCGCAGUAAAUGCCAAUAAAGGUGGAUGGCAUAAUUAGGACAAAGAUAACAGUAGAAGCAAAAUAAGAAUUUUUUAAAAACCUUAUGGAUGUCACAUUAGUCUGACUCAGUCUGUAACUCUAGUUAGAAAUGUAAAAUUUUAGGGAUUUUUGGGCUACUGUAAGAAAAGAAUCUGCUUUGGGGGUGGGAUGUGAGGAGAAAGAAAUGUUUGUGGCAAUUAAGAUGUAUAUAGUAUAUUUAAGAAGUACAUUUGCAAUUCUAAUCACUUAGUUCAAAAGGAGAAAAAUAUAUCAUGUGUAACUUUAUUUACUUUUAAUACUAUUAUUAUUAUUACAUGAUUGAAAAUAGAAAAUCUUGAAAAAUUCUAGAGGGUAAAAGUGUUAUUUCUAAUUCCAUUAGCUCCUUUUAAGAUAGGAACAUUUCAUAUUAGUCUCCUAGCACAGAAUCUGAACCAUAAUAGGCACUCCAUAAAUGUUUACUGAACUAACCUGAAUUUUAGAAAUAUCAGGGUGCAAAGCAGAAUUAUUUUUCUAGGCUUUAAAACUAUACCACUGCUCCUUACCCCUGUACACACCUUCGAAUCUCAGUUUUGAUACAAAUAGGUUCUCAGUUUUGGGUGUGAAGAAAACUGGUUGAUAUUUUUUUUUAAUCUACUAAAUGUUGGCCAGAGCUGAAAUUGCCUGAAAGGGAACUUGAUUUAGCAGAAUUCCUUCUUUUCAGAAAGAAGGACUUAGACUAAAUUAUAUGAACGGGAGGAGCCUGUUUUUAUCUGAGAUGGUUGAUUGGAAAAAGAAUAGAUAAACUAAGGUGGAGAGUUGAUUUGAAAAAAGGAAAAAAGAUAGUCCUGUCUAGUGGUCAGUCCUAACAGUGUGGUUAAAGGGGAGCUAAAUUUCAACUUUCAGGGGUCAGCUGAGACAACCACCUAGAUUUUCCAAGUUAGUUCCAAUUUCAAGUACAAUAAUCCUUUGACAACAUAGAAAAGAAUUAUAGUUAGCAAAAUUGCAAUUGUCACAGUCAAGGUCUUGUUGGUAAUAGAGGGUUGGGGAAAAAGUUAAAACAGCAUUAAAUGAAUAUAUUUUUAACAUAACAAAAGUUCCCAGAAGACAUCCACUUCAAAUUCAAGCCAUAUUCAUCAAUGUUAAAAACCUUACUCUUCUCCCUGAUAGUGUGAGGAAAAAUAAAAUAAACUUAAAAUAAAAAACAAGAAAACCUCACUCAACAUUGUUUGAAAAACAUAACUGUGAUGUUAUGAUCUACUAAAGCAUGGUAUCCCAACAAAUUUCAUACAGAAUCAUGCCUGUCUGAAACUUUACAUUUUUUGUAGAGACAAGGACUCACUCUGUUGCCCAGGCUGGCCUCAAACUCCUGUGCUCAAGCAGUCCUCCUGCCUGGGCCUCCCAAAGUUCUGGGAUUACAGGUGUGAGCCACCUUGCUCGGCCUCAAAUAAACUCUUAAUGGCUUGGAAUUUAACAGGUCUUGUGCUUUCAUUCUCCUUUAUUUUGUUGUUGUUGUUUAAUAAAUAUCAGCACAAGUGUUAUUUAACAACCUGGACUUUUACAAAUUAAUAGGCGUUAAGGGAAUCUUUUCUUUGGUCUUGGUAGUCUAUCCAUCUUUCUAAGAGUAUAAAGAGAUUUUUCUUUACUAUACAGAUGUAAAGAGGAGUUAAUAAUUGUCAUACUUUUUGUUUUUUGAUUCAGCACUUCCUAACAGUCACUGAGCUUACAAAGCCAUGGUUCAUGAUUUCCACAAACUUACUUUUUAUUUAUCUCCUAACCAAACUCCAGGGAACCUACUGACUUACCCUUUCCUGAGAACACAAUAUACUUUUUACCCCUUGUCUUUUUUAUCUUUAUGCGAUUGUUUCUUCCACCUAAACUGGUUUUUUUUUUUCACUUAUCAAAGUCCGGUCUGUCUCUCAAGGUCCAAAUUGAAUACCUCUGCUAUGAAGCUUCCUCUUGUUCCUCUUCCUCCUAAGUAAUAACACUUUUCUUUGAAGUCUUACGGUAUUUAUGGUCUUUUGCAUUAAUAUGAUAUCUGUUCUAUACUGAUUUAAUUUACAUCCUUUUUUAGUAAACAUAAGUAAACAAAUGUUUGGUAUAGGGAGGCAUACCUUUUGCAUUAGUUUGAAUACUCCCAUAACUUCUGACCUUAUAGUGAAUGCUCAGUAAUAUUUGUUGGGUUAGUAAUUGUGUUGUUGGUGACUCUAGAUGCACUAAAUUAAAAGUAGGGAGACCCGCUGGGCACAGUGGCUCAUGCCUGUAAUCCCAGCACUUUGGGAGGCCAAGGCAGGCAGAUCACGAGGUCAAGAGAUCGUGACCGUCCUGGCCAACAUGAUGAAACCCCGUCUCUACUAAAAAUACAAAAAUUAGCUGGACAUGGUGGUGUGUGCCUGUAGUCCCAGCUACUUGGGAGGCUGAGGCAGGAGAAUCGGUUGAACCCGGGAGGCAGAGGUUGCAGUGAUCUGUGAUCGUGUGACUGCACUCCAGCCUGGCAACAGAGUGAGACUCCGUCUCAAAAAAAAAUAGGGAGACCACAGCCCUUGGUUUAAGAACUGCUCCAACAUCAAAGCAAAUUAAACUGCAAAGAAAGCUCACAAUGGUUAUUAAUAGAAGAAAUCAUUAAUUAGCAUUUUAUGGAGAGUAUAGGUUGAAUAUAUCCCUUAACCAGAUCCUUGGGACCGGAAGUGUUUUGGAUUUUGGAAUACUUGCAUAUAUAUUAUGAGAUAUCUUCGGGAUGGGACCCAUAAAAUUCAUUUAUGUUUCAUAUACACCUUAUACAAAUAGCUUGAAGACAAUUUUAUACAAUAUUUUUAUUAAUUUUGUGCAUGAAAGUUUGUGUUAAGUACUUACAUGUGGAAUUUUCCACUUACGAUGUCGUGUUGCUCAAAAAUUUCAGGUUUUGGAGCAUUUUGCGGAUUCAGAUUCGGGUUGUUCAACCUGUACUAAUCUAGGUACUUCUGUGGUGAAGGGAUAUCAUCAUCUGUUAACCUAGGUAUAUUAGUUAUUAGAAGAUUUUGACUUCUAGCUAUUUAACCAAAUAGAACUAUUAGCUAGCUAGAGGGACAGGCUAGGUAAUUAAUUAAAACAUUGGGUAUUUAUAUUAAAUACCAGGCAUUGGAUUAAAUACCAAAUCUGUUGGUUUGGUAAUGUCUUUGUCCUCAGAGGGAUCAAGUGAAACUUAUUGGUCAUGGGAUUAUAUUGAGCUAUGUAUUUGAAUAUUCAGCUUACUUCGAUGCUGUUGCUGUGGUGUAAUACAAAAAUCUAUUUGGUCUUUCUACCACGCUGUCUUCCUGGCACAGAGUUCCUAUAAUGCUGAGAAUUUUUUUGAGUGAUAGGAUGUCUUUUAUUAUUUAUAACAACCCCCUUUCUGAUCAUAAUAGGUAACUUAGGGUGGGGCCCUGAGAUGGCAUCAGGAUGGGGCUGGUCGCCAGAAGGACCAAGAAAUUAAGAGGGUUGGGACUUUUGUCUCACCCAGUGACCUCUGGGAAAGGGACAGAGGCCUGGAGAUUGAGUUUUUGGGUUGGUGAACACAUCAAGUUGCUGGGAGGGUGGCAUUCCUGGACAGGGCAUGGAAGCUCCACUGCUCUACCCUCCCCGCGCCCCCGCCCCCACCCCCACAUACCUUGCCCUGUGCAUCUCUUCCAUUUGGCUGUUCCUGGGUUGCAUUCUUUUUAAUAAACCAGUAAACAUAAAAGAAGUGUUUUCUUGUUCUUCUGUGAGCUGUACCAGUAAAUUAUGGAACCUGAGGAGGGGGUUGUGGGAACCCCCAAUUUAUAGCUAGUUGGUCAGAAGUCAGGUGGUUUGGGACUUUGAUUGGCAUCUGAACUUAGGGGAGUCUUGUGGCAUGAGCCCUUUAACUUGUGAGAUCUGACACUAAAGGUAGAUAAUAGUGUCAGAACUGAAUUGAUUUGUUGGAUGCCCAGUUGGUGUCAGAAUUGGAGAGUUGGUGGUUGAUGUCAGAGAGAACACUCAUUGAACAUGAUGCAAGAUUAUCAGCAAAAACAUAAACAAAAAAGCACAUGUUUAUGAUUAAAGCUAGUCUGAAACAGAUUAUGAGAUUUAAAAUUCCAAACCUAAGUGUCAAUUUCAUAAUUUCUGGUACAAAAAGCACUUCAUUUGGGAAAGCUUUCAGUUUUGCUUGUGAAAAUUUAUCUUGUAGAAUGUUCAAAUGAUUAGUUUCCCUCAGUUUCUCUGGCCAAGAAGUAGGAGUUAACAGUAUCUAGAAUUUUUAAAAUUUAUGUAGGUUAUAAAGUUGCAUAAGAUCGGUAAUAUAUUUGAAUUCCAGAGGUAUGUGCCAGCUUCCAGUGAACCUUGAGUCUAUAGCAGGCUUUUGUUUUUAAUGUGCUAGAGCUUUAUUUGCUUGCUUGCUUGCUUCGCUUUAUUGAGGUAUAAUUUUUAUACCAUUUAUGUAAACACUUAAAGUGUACACUUCAGUGGUUUUUAGUAUAGUCUCAGAGCUGUGCAGCACAAUCAAUUUUAGAACAUUUUCACCCGAAAAACAAAUCUCAUGUCAUAGCCUUUAGCUAUCAUUCCCCAAUUUCCUAUUUUCUCCCCUUUCUUUCCCCUCCCAGGCAACCACUAAUCUACUUUCUUUCUGUCUCUGGAUUUGCCUUUUCUGGACAUUUCAUAUAAAUGGAAUCAUACAAUAUGUGAUCCUUUGUGACUGACUUCUUUCACUUAGCAGAAUGUUUUCCAGGUUCAUCCAUGUUGUGGUAUAUAUCAGUAAUUCAUUCCUUUUUAUUGCAAAAUAAUAUUCCAUUAUAUGGAUAUACCACAUUUUGUUUAUCCGACUGUUGAUGGACAUUUGGGUUGUUUCUACUUUGGGGCUAUUAUGAAUAUUGCUGCUGUGAACAUUAAUGCACAGUCUGUGUGUGGACAUAGGUCUUCAUUUCUCCUGGGUAUAUACCUAGGAAUUGAAUUCCUGAGUCACAUGAGAACUUAAUGUUUAAUCUGGAGGAACUGCCAGAGUGUUUUCCAAAGUAACUACACCAUUUUACUUUCCCACUAGCCAUGAUUGAGGACUCCAGCUUUUCCACAUCCUUACCAAUAUUUGUCAUUAUCUGACUUUUUGAUAAUAGCCAUGGGUUUGAAGUGGUCAUUGUGGGUUUGAUUUGUAUUUCCCUAAUGGCUAAUGAGCAUCUUUUUAUGUACAUAUUGGCUAUUUGUAUAUCUUCUUUGGAGAAAUAAAUGGAUCUUUUACCAAAUUUUAAUUUCAUUUAUAUUUUAUUGAGUUAUGAGACCUUUUUAGGUAUUCUAGAUAUAAGUCCUUUAUCAGAUACAUGAUUUGCAAAUAAUUUUUCCCAUUAUGUGGGUUACCUAUGGCAGUACUUUUGAUACCUAGCUUUCUUUUGUUCGUUUAAAGAGACUGCCAGGUAAACACAGCCCACAAAGUGGGAGUAUGAACAGCCAAUUUAGGAAGGCAGUGCUCUAUCUGGUGAGCAAAAAGAAACAAAUCUCCAUGGUAUGCCUUUCAUUAAAUUUUUGUCUGAUUUUCAGCUUUUUCUUUGUGGUAUAAAAUUAUAACAACAUAUAGAAAAGAGUGGAGCUAAAGUUGAACACUUGGCCAUCUCCUGUAAUAAUACACAGUACAAGGUAGGAGUUACUUAUUGGCUGACUGCUCUGUUCUUUAGUGCUUGUGGUAUUGCCUCCAAAAUUAAUGAAACAGACGCCAACAUAGGAGUCCCAAGAUCAGUUAGCAAGCUGCACUACUUAGCCCUAUGACUGUCAUCAAAUAACUUACCCUCUCUGAAUAUAGAUUUUUCUCAUCUAUUAUAAAAUGAAAUUGGAAGGAAAAUUGAACAAAUUGCACAGUAUAUUCUUUAAGGUUCUUUCCAGCUUUAAAAUGUAAUUAUAUAAUACAGUAAUACAGUGAUUAUUUUUCUUCUUAAACCUUGUUGAAAAAUCUUAGGCCUAAUGUACAUUUUCUCAAAAGGAUUGGAGUUAGAUGGAUUUGACAAGUAAAAAACUGGGCAUGUUUCGAUAUUCAAUACAAAUGUACUGUAGAAUAGCAAAUGCCAUCUGCGUGAAUUUGCAUUGUGGGAUGGAGGAACGUGACCUAAGAGUCACCAGUGGAGUGGAACUAAAGGAAGAAAUAAUUUAUGCACCUGCUGAGGGUGUGGCUAGAGGUAAAGGGACUGUGACGAAUGAGUCCUUGAUUGCCUUCUUGGAAGUAUUCAGAGAUCAUUAAAGAAGCAGGACGUUCUCAGAGGUCAGUGUGUCCAAGGGUGAAACAAAAACCUAAUAAGAAAAAUAGGUCCGUAAGAAAAGAGACAUCUGAAAAGGCCUAGAAAUUGUGAGGAAAUAAUGCAAAAGGUGUCCCAAGGCUCCUGACCAGUGAACAAAGAUUUGAGAAAGACAGCCAAGCUCAUGUUUUCUCCUGAUCAAGAAAAUCAUCCAUCUAAAGCACCAGUAAAAUAUGGUGAACUCAUUGUCUUAGGGUAUAAUGGGUCUCUCCCAAAUGGCGAUAGAGGAAGGAGGAAAAGUAGGUUUGCUUUGUUUAAAAGACCUAAGGCAAAUGGGGUGAAGCCCAGCACUGUGCAUAUUGCUUGUACUCCUCAGGCUGCAAAGGCAAUAAGCAACAAAGACCAGCAUAGCAUAUCAUAUACUUUAUCUCGGGCCCAGACUGUGGUGGUUGAAUAUACUCAUGACAGCAACACCGAUAUGUUUCAGAUUGGCCGGUCGACUGAAAGCCCCAUUGAUUUUGUAGUAACUGACACGGUUCCUGGAAGUCAAAGUAAUUCUGAUACACAGUCAGUACAAAGCACUAUAUCAAGAUUUGCCUGCAGAAUCAUAUGUGAACGGAAUCCUCCCUUUACAGCACGGAUUUAUGCUGCAGGAUUUGACUCAUCAAAAAACAUCUUUCUUGGGGAGAAGGCUGCCAAAUGGAAGACAUCAGAUGGACAGAUGGAUGGCUUGACCACUAAUGGUGUUCUUGUGAUGCAUCCACGCAAUGGGUUCACAGAAGACUCCAAGCCUGGAAUAUGGAGAGAAAUAUCGGUGUGUGGAAAUGUAUUUAGCCUACGUGAAACCAGAUCGGCUCAGCAGAGAGGAAAAAUGGUGGAAAUUGAAACCAAUCAGUUACAAGAUGGCUCGUUAAUUGACCUCUGUGGUGCAACAUUGUUAUGGCGUACUGCAGAAGGCCUUUCCCACACUCCUACCGUGAAGCAUUUAGAAGCUUUAAGACAGGAAAUCAAUGCAGCACGACCUCAGUGCCCUGUAGGGUUCAACACACUAGCAUUUCCUAGUAUGAAGAGGAAAGACGUUGUAGAUGAAAAACAACCAUGGGUAUAUCUAAACUGCGGCCAUGUACAUGGCUAUCAUAACUGGGGAAACAAAGAAGAACGUGAUGGAAAAGAUCGUGAAUGUCCUAUGUGUAGGUCUGUUGGUCCCUAUGUUCCUCUGUGGCUUGGAUGUGAAGCUGGAUUUUAUGUGGACGCCGGCCCUCCAACCCAUGCGUUUAGCCCGUGUGGGCAUGUGUGUUCAGAAAAGACAACUGCCUAUUGGUCCCAGAUCCCACUUCCUCAUGGUACUCAUACUUUUCAUGCAGCCUGUCCCUUUUGUGCACAUCAGUUGGCUGGUGAACAAGGCUACAUCAGACUUAUUUUUCAAGGACCUCUAGACUAACAGACCAUUGUCUUGCAGGACUACAUUAUAAAUUUAUAAGCUAAGUGAGUUGGGUUUUCGAACCUGUUGUCCACGUCACAGUUUUUCUGCUCUGGUCAUUUGCAUUAAGAUGAAGAAUUUUUUAAAACAUUUAUAAUAAAUAGUAGCAAUUUCUGAGCAAAAAUCUGGGAAACUCAAGCAAAGGAAUUUCUGAAAGUAUCAGUCUUCUGAAUUCUGAGUUUUGAAAAUAUAUUUUGAGGAGAAAAAGACAUAGUCUAAUUUGAUGCCUUCCUUUUAGUGUUUUUGAAUCACCUAUCCUCAGUGCUGAAAUUGUUUUGUAUAACUGAGGGUACUGUUGGUUCAAACUAUGUUAGUUUACAGUUUGUUGCAAACAUUGUAAAAUACAGCGACAUGUAUAUUAACUUUUUUCUAUUUAUCUUUAUUAUAGAAAAUACCUUAGAAUGUUCUUGAUAGAGUAGCAUGGUAACGAUGGUGUCACACCCUUGGUGUGAAUGGUAGCUUAGUGAGCAACCUAGCUCAAGGAUUUGCAAAGUUAGGAAGAAGGACGAGAGAGCCUCUCUCCCCACCCCAAUCUAAAUAUGGAAUUUGGUAAAUUAGAAUACUUUGUAAUUUGUAAGACCAAAUUCAUACUAAUUACCCGCGUGAAAGGUGUUUGUUUUUAACAACAUUGAAGAUAAUCAGGAAAGAUUUUUUCUUAAUGUUUCUCUCGAGCGUAGUACUAUAACAAAAACUUAAUGCUAAGAAACAUUUUAUAUGCUCCUUUGGAUAUGCAAUUUAAUCUAGAUUAUCUAUUUUUCUCCCAUGAUAACUAAUCUGUUUUUAGUAUCAGCAGCAUUUGGCAAGUUUAUUUUUUGGAUAUAAACUGUGGUUCAUCUGUUCACUGUUUCUAGAAAAAAAUCAUUGCCAUAAGAAAAAGUAUAAAUUAGCAAGAAAGGAGAGUGACUUGAUUUGCUUUUGGAAAAAGAAAUGCUUAAUUAAUUAUUCUGUAUUUGGCCUUAUUCGGGCAUUAGGAAAUCUAGAGAUCUAAAGGGUUGAAUGACAAUAGUGCCCCCGUUUUUAGCAGACCAGCCUUAACUCUGGGUUUGAAUCCUAAGGAGAUUGCCACAGUGAGACUUAAGGAAAUGUUUGGUUGGCAGAUGAGCACCAAUGACUGCAGCGUGGAGUGACGCACUGCAUGGUCUGUUUAUUCUCUAAUUCCAAUAUGUCUUUUGCUUCCAGAAGCAAGAAAAGUUUCUUCUCUCCCCUCCUUCCCACCCUUUUUUCAAAGGCACCACAAGUAUAGACAGUUGCACUACAUCAAAUCUUUUUUUGACACUUGUAGAAACCAGUACACUUUUAGAUUAGACAGUAUCUUCUUUUAAUAUUUUGAUUUGUUUUCCUUUAGUUUGAAAAGUUGUAUAAUACUUAACUGACUGUAGCAAAGUUUUAUAUGUGGUAGCAUACCUUUAAUUUAUCCUAUUACAAAACUGUUCUGAAUUUUCUUUUGGUUUUUAAAAAACAAAACUUGUUGCUUAGAAGCCAUGAAUUAUUUUAUUUUACUUCAACUGUCGAAACUUCCUUGUUUUAAAAAAUGAUCAUUUGGGUUCACUCAGGAAAUGCAUGUCAGGAAACUUGUAUUAUAAGUUUAUUAGUUGUGAUGUAUCAGUAACUGCUGUUACCCCUUUUUCAAAGAAAUGUAAUUGAUUUUGAAGUUUUCUAGAUUGUCACAUGCUUUGUGACUAAUGCAAGAAAGCAAGUCCUGUGUUGUAUUUGUUCUAGUCAUUUUUAUUCAGGCUAUAUAUUGUAGCUUAAUUUUUAUUUGCAAUUAAUUUAUUUAAACUAAGUAAAUACUUUUCAAAAUACAUAAUUGAAUUCGUCUCUGUGAGUUCAUUUUUGCAUAAUCGAGAAUGAGAAACCAGAAGUGAAAACUGUGAACAACUCUAUUCCACACUCCAAAAAUACUCAUUUGAAAUAGAUGAAGAGUUUGCAUUUAAUGUAACACUUUAAAGUAUCUGGUUCUUUUUUAAAAGCAUCUCUUACUAAUAAAGGAACUUUGUUAGUGGUUGAAUAA
Messenger RNA from Homo sapiens (human), 21763 nucleotides. RefSeq names its product pellino E3 ubiquitin protein ligase 1 (gene PELI1). Gene Ontology annotation, cellular component: nucleus; chromosome. The coding region runs from base 18457 to 19713 and encodes 418 amino acids. Gene Ontology annotation, biological process: protein ubiquitination; negative regulation of necroptotic process; regulation of Toll signaling pathway. The transcript is spliced from 7 exons. The record is from RefSeq and is a predicted model, not a curated record. Gene Ontology annotation, molecular function: ubiquitin protein ligase activity; ubiquitin-protein transferase activity. Lineage: Eukaryota; Metazoa; Chordata; Mammalia; Primates; Hominidae.